Messenger RNA from Scaptodrosophila lebanonensis, 912 nucleotides. It is a transcript of the gene ReepB, whose product is annotated as receptor expression-enhancing protein 5. The coding region runs from base 213 to 695 and encodes 160 amino acids. The record is from RefSeq and is a predicted model, not a curated record. The transcript is spliced from 4 exons. NCBI's taxonomy places the organism in Eukaryota, Metazoa, Arthropoda, Insecta, Diptera, Drosophilidae.
GGUCGACAAAUCCAACAAUUAGCCAAAAUCAAAGUUCAGCUUGACUUGAAUACUUUGGAGCUGCCUUCGUGGCGCUUUCAUAGACGUGUAUAACAUUCAUACUUAAUUAAUAUAGCGCGUGUGUAUGUGUGUGAACGGGUUGUGCUUUGUUGUCGCCGAUAGCCCUAUUUCUGACUAGUUUUCACAUGUGAUAACAAACGGAGUUGGCUUUAAUGUGGCUUUGGGACUAUAUUAUGCAAAUAAAGCAACGCCAGGAAGCGCGUCGUAACGUCAGGGUGCCCAUUGUCUACAUUGGCAUAGGUGCCGCUGCCUUCUGCGCACUAUACUUAGUGUUUGGAUAUGGUGCUCAGCUUUUGUGCAACAUAAUCGGUGUGGCAUAUCCCGCAUACAUCUCCAUACAUGCCAUUGAGUCUAGCACCAAGCUGGACGAUACAAAAUGGCUCACUUACUGGGUUACAUUUGGCAUUCUGACUGUCAUCGAGUUCUUUUCGGGUGUGUUGACUCAUGUAAUACCUUUCUACUGGCUGUUAAAGUGCGUAUUUCUUGUUUGGUGCAUGCUGCCUACAGAUAGCAACGGUUCUUACGUUAUUUACAACAAACUGGUGCGACCCUACUUCCUGAAGCAUCAUGGUGCCGUUGACAAAAUCAUAGACGACGCAAAAGAGAGGGCCUCUAACGUGCUGAAGCGUGAUUAAACAAACCAUUACUCCAGCAUUUCUAGCGUCCAAGGCAUGCCUAUCAAUUUACAAAUUUUUUAGUCUUCUUUGUCACCCUUCUCGGUUAGAAUUUGCGUAUGCAUAGCUGUAAAUUUUUAAGUUUGUAAUGGAUUACUGUUAAAAAGCACGGAUUAGGAUGUGUUACACACUUUACAGAAGAAACAAUUUAAAAAUGUAUGGAGCUAUUUAAACAAAA